CUUUCUGGAGUUUAGUCAGCCAUACCCCGGGGAUGACAAGACGGAGAAAGACACAGCGUUCCGGAGCGACAACCGCUUUUUGGUGUGCACCUCAUGGUGUGGGGACGAUUACACCAUCAAAGACCAGGUCAACGGGCUGAGCGUAAACUUACCAAAGCACCUGAUACUGGAUGCCCGCUUUGAGGUGGCCGCGUGGUAUGCAGAGUAAGUAAGACGUAACCUGGGUAUAAGCGACAUAGACGGAACUGGGGUCCAAGCCCAUCAUCGUGUGGCUAUUAACGAUGUAUUGGGCAUGCAACUGGGGUUUUACAUGGAUAAAAUGGCCGCCGAUCACCCAAACGAGUGCGGGAACUAUCUGAGCGUUGAGCCCGGGUUCUGGAGCGACGAGAACGAGGGGGAGACACUCCCCUUCAUGUACCUGAUUGAAGUAGGACUAGACGACGGGCGCGUCAGUCAGAUUGGCGUGUUCCGGGCAAAGCUGUUGAACACAAAGUUGGACCUGGUUAACCUGCUGGUGAGGGCACAGGAAAAGCGGUUGCAAAGGGAAAACGCUGAAUCGGCAAUUACGACAAUGCCGCGGGACCGCUGGUGGUUGACUUAUUCCCGGAGCGGCGUGGAGAAAUGC
This is a messenger RNA of Mycena citricolor, 625 nucleotides long. The record is from the annotation of a GenBank genome assembly. Lineage: Eukaryota; Fungi; Basidiomycota; Agaricomycetes; Agaricales; Mycenaceae.